Vombatus ursinus (common wombat) is the source of this 2873-nucleotide messenger RNA. Its product is annotated as thioredoxin-interacting protein. Gene Ontology annotation, molecular function: ubiquitin protein ligase binding. Gene Ontology annotation, cellular component: cytoplasm. Gene Ontology annotation, biological process: protein transport. NCBI's taxonomy places the organism in Eukaryota, Metazoa, Chordata, Mammalia, Diprotodontia, Vombatidae. The transcript is spliced from 8 exons. The record is from RefSeq and is a predicted model, not a curated record. Bases 367 to 1536 code for a protein of 389 amino acids.
UCGUUGAGUCAGUUCUUAGAGUUCUGCGGGCUGCCCUGUGUUUUCUCGGUCUCCGAGAUUUUGGGGAGGGGGUUUCCUCAAAGCUACUUUUGGCCCGAGACAGAAAGGCUUUCUUUCUCUUGGGAAGUCUCUUUGCUUUAGCGAGAAGCCUUACAUUUUCUAUCUUUUCUACUUUUUAAAAGUUAGUAAAGGCUGAUUUUGGAGAAGGGGCUCUUAGACUUCUUAGAACAAAAUUGGCAAGCCCGUAAGCCAACAAACUCGCGCAGACCAGGGAGAACGAAAUAUUCUCCACUUAACCAAAAAGGUUUGACACUCGAGAGAGACCCAUUCGUUGUCUCCCUUGUCCGAGAAAACCAAGCCCCAGCUAUGGUGAUGUUCAAGAAAACCAAGUCUUUCGAGGUGGUCUUCAGCGACCCCGACAAGGUCUACUGCAGUGGGGAGAAGGUGGCCGGCCGGGUGGAGGUGGAGGUGUGCGAGGUGACCCGGGUCAAGGCCGUGAGGAUCCUGGCUUUCGGAGUGGCCAAAGUCCUGUGGCUGCAGGGCUCCCAGCAGUGCAAGCAGGUGUUGGAGUACCUGCGUUACGAGGACACGCUCCUCCUGGAAGACCAGCCCCCAGCUAAUGAUGAGUCUGUGAUUCUGAGACCUGGAAACAAGUAUGUGUACAAGUUUGGCUUUGAACUUCCUCAAGGGCCUCUGGGAACCUCAUUCAAGGGGAAGUAUGGCUCCGUAGACUAUUGGGUAAAGGCUUUCCUAGACCGCCCCAGACAGCCAACUCAAGAAACCAAGAAGCACUUUGAGGUGAUGGACCUAGUAGAUGUCAACACUCCUGAUUUGAUGGCACCUGUGUCUGCUAAGAAGGAGGAAAAAGUUUCUUGCCUGUUUAUUCCUGAUGGGAAGGUAUCUGUCUCUGCCCGGAUUGACCGCAAAGGAUUUUGCGAAGGUGAUGAAAUCUCCAUCAAUGCUGACUUUGAGAACACGUGUUCCCGAAUUGUUGUGCCCAAGGCUGCUAUUGUUGCCCGCCACACUUACCUUGCCAAUGGCCAGACCAAGGUGUUGACCCAAAAGCUGUCUUCUGUUCGAGGCAACCAUAUCAUUUCUGGCACCUGCGAAUCAUGGCGUGGCAAAAGCCUUCGUGUACAGAAGAUUAAACCCUCCAUCCUCGGCUGCAACAUCCUUCGUGUUGAAUACUCAUUAUUGAUCUAUGUCAGUGUCCCUGGAUCUAAGAAAGUCAUCCUUGACCUGCCUCUAGUCAUUGGCAGCAAGUCAGGACUCAGUAGUCGGACAUCCAGCAUGGCUAGCCGAACCAGCUCUGAAAUGAGUUGGGUGGAUCUAAAUAUCCCUGACACCCCAGAAGCACCUCCUUGCUACAUGGAUAUUAUUCCUGAAGAUCACAGGCUAGAGAGCCCUACCACUCCUCUCCUUGAUGAUAGCUCUCUGGACAGCCCCAUCUUUAUGUAUGCAUCCGAGUUCAAGUUUAUGCCUCCACCCACUUACACUGAGGUGGAUCCCUGUAUUGUCAACAACAACGUGCAAUGAAUGUACCAAAGAAGAGAAGCAGCUGUUUAUCUACCUGUUUCUUUCUGUCUCUCCUGGACUGCUUUUUCAGCGGCAUGACCAGUCUCCGCCCACCAUUGGGGAUGGGUUCACUUUAACCUCUGUCUCCCUUAUGUUAGGAGAUCAGCAGGCAGUCAUCUCCUAAAACGGAUGCCAAAGUGCAUCCACUCUCUCAGCCAGUCUUGCUGUUGUGUCCUAGAAGGUGUUUGCUGGUUUGUGGGAGGUUUGGACUCUGUUGUGACCUGUUUCCUCAGAAUUCUCCUGUACUAUGAGGGGUUUUCAGUAGUUUGGAUCAGGGUUGGGAUGGCCUCUAGAUUGGUCUUCCCAGGAACUCUGGGGAGGGUGGGGUAUUGAUUACAAUCACAAAAAGUUGGCUUCUGGGAACCUGCUUUUGUGCCAUGCCAGGCAAAAGCGAUUGAAUAAUCUGGGAAAGAUUUUAUAGAAAUAAUGGCCAAAAUUUUGGUGGGAAGAGUCUUCCUGAAAUCAGUGUAGCCCUUCCCACGUAUCCACUGUAAUGUAUGUUUAAAGGUGCUCCCUGUUCUGGUAGAAAUAUUUCCUGAUGAGAAAGGGAAGUGAUCUACACUAUACUUCUCAGAUGACACAUUAUCCUUGUUUCAAUGCAAAGGCAAACAGACCCCUUGAGGAGGGAGGCUGGUGAAAGCCUGUGGCUAAGCACUUUGUUCUUCCUCUUAUGAGGUUUUCUUAAGAAUUUGGAUUCAGUGUUGGUAAGAGGGGGAGAGCACAAAAUAUCUUCAAAACUCCCUUCGAGUUCAUUCUGAAGUAUUGUUCUUAGCACUUUUAUUAUCUUGUUUUCUGUUGGGAAUUUUCCUCCUAGUCCCUAAGCAUUCAACUAAAAUGGUCUGCUGGGGUGUGUAAGGGAAAAUUAAUGAUAACAAUAAAAUGAUGAUUCUUGUUAUUACCAGUAGCUUCCUGAGGGCAGACUGAAUAAUACUGAUAAUGGUAGUUAUUAGGGAGGGUCCUUCCAGUUCCAGCACAGCAAACUGAAAAAAGAGACUACCAAAAACACUCCAAAGCUGGGAUCAUACUGCCAAAUAACCUCUUAGGAAGCAAAUCAGAAUCGGGCGGGUUUCCCACCUCUGAACACACUCCCAGUGUUGAGGAGUUUUGAACAACUUCUUUCUCCCCUUAGCCCUCGGCACUUAAUGAAUCAACCUAAGCAAUCGGCACUUUCUCUACUGUCUUGUGUCAAAGCACUGAGUCUCAUUCUUAUCUGUGAACUGUACAACUAGAAAAUGGACUGAAAGUGGUUUUGGUUUGGUUUUUUAAAAUAUGUAUCUUUUUGUAUGUUAAAAUUUAUA